AUGGAGGCAGUCCUGGACUCAAAUCAAAGUGUCAACCCGCAAAAACGUCGCUCUUCAUCUUUCUCUAUUGACACCGCACUUAGUUUUGCAAAUUAUCCAGUAGUGACGUUGUGCGCUAAGAUGCUCGGCUUUCGGGAAUACCCUUCUGGUCGUGAUGACAAUCAACCUUGUGAUAUCUACUGGUGUAACGUCGCACACCUUGAUUUUAGCACAGUUGUUAAGUCGUCUGGAUCUCGCGUGAAUAAACUGCCUGGAAUGUCGGAGCUUUCUAAGAAAGUCUCACUGACUCAUGCAAUCUCUUCGAUGGAAAAAUUAUUCCCGCAAGCAUACAUGUUUUACCCUCGUUCAUUCUUUCUGCCAGUUCAUUAUGAGGAUCUUAAGACCUACUGGAAAGAGACGUUACUACGUUAUAAGGAGCAAGGCCGAGACGAGGAGCCAUAUUUUAUCGUUAAGCCUAAUGAAGAUUUUAUCGAUGGUGCUGAGGAAGUUUGUUUAGGAGCGCAGGGUACCGGGAUUUACUUAAUUAACGAUCUAAGUCAGAUUAAAGAUCCAACGAUGGAACAACUCGUACAGGAGCAAGGCCGAGACGAGGAGCCAUAUUUUAUCGUUAAGCCUAAUGAAGAUUUUAUCGAUGGUGCUGAGGAAGUUUGUUUAGGAGCGCAGGGUACCGGGAUUUACUUAAUUAACGAUCUAAGUCAGAUUAAAGAUCCAACGAUGGAACAACUCGUACAGCAGUGUGACUACACCAAUGUGCGGUUGUGUUACAUUGAUGACACGACUGGUCUGCGAACCAUAAGCGCACAGGAUCUGUUUGUUGAAUAA
This is a messenger RNA of Angiostrongylus costaricensis, 822 nucleotides long. NCBI's taxonomy places the organism in Eukaryota, Metazoa, Nematoda, Chromadorea, Rhabditida, Metastrongylidae. The record is from the annotation of a GenBank genome assembly.